AUGCUUGCAGCCGAAGAUGGUAUACCUAUUAUGGUUGAUACUUCAGAUACUGAUGCAGUGACGUCAGUUAACUUUGUUGGCGCGACUUUUCCUUGCCCAUGGAGCGAUUUGCCACCUGUUCAACCUAGCUCCUGUGAACUAGAAAAUUUUGACGAGGUCUCCCUAAUUAAAAAAAUUCAGACUGAGUAUUGGUGGAUUCGAGAAACACAUAUAAAGACUGGUCCUGAUAAGAAUAGUAAUUUUAAGAACACCUGGCUCUUUUCCUCAGAAAAAGGGCAGAGUGAGUCACGCAUCGAACUUUCGGAGUACCAAGUCGUGCGCGAAUGCCUUUGGGCACUACUGGGGGCUGGCAAGGGCUUUCUCUUUGCUUAUUGCACUGAUUGCGAGGUUCUUGUUAGAAACAUUUGUUUGUACGCCCGAAAACCCGCCUGUCUCACUCAUCUCACUUACGGCGCCCUCGACGCCUUCUGUGUCGAAAUUGCCAAGUACUGUACAUGUAUUCUUCAGAUUCGCGCUUUCACCGAUUUCGUCCUUCUUGCAGUACCUGGAACCGUGCCACUCCCCUUUAUUAGACUGGCAGAAUCAUGUGCGCGUCUAACGCAAGACACUUAUCGGACUAUUGCGUCGCUCGAGGAAGACGCAAGGAUGCCUGAUACACCCCCUUUAACUCUAGUUAGUCUGACUAGUAAACUGCAGUCAUGGUUCCGACGUCUUUCUUUCAUGGCAGCUCUCAUCUUACAAGUUUGCUCCCCCCAAUUAACCACCGUUAUGUCGGACACGACUUCAAUCCUUCUUCUGAAUCGUCUUGAGGAGCUUUCUUGCACGCUUUCUCAUCACCUCUCCGACCCAUAUCUUGUUGGCCUUAUUAACGAUGUCUACAUCUCUGCGACUGAGGCAUAUCUCUCCGACCUACUGAGUAAAUCAGGCGGCCGGCUUUUUUCCGCCCCCUUUCUUCGGCGCAAUUCCGAAUUUUCUCCAACCCAUCCUAUGUUCUGGGAGUUUGGUAUUACACUGCAUAAAAAUAUUGUACCAAGCGUUCUCCUCCCAGUAAUAAACGACGUUUUUGUUGGUGUCAAGUCACUGACACUUCUUCAAACCACUGCAUCCACUUUUAGAAUCCCGAAAAUUGCAGAAAUUUGCAGACCUCUAACACCCCCGGUUAUACAUUGUUCCAAUGUUGGAGCGGAUUCUGUGCUUGAACUCGACCCACUCGAUGAUCCCGAGCUGCAUGAACUGGCUAAGUUGAUGCACUCCAUUGCGCUGAAGAAGCCGAGUAAUACUUUGCUUCUGUCAGCACCAAGAAAGUGGGAAAACUCUCCAAGCCGCACGAUACAGCACCUCAUGGAGAGUGUGCGGCUGCUAUCGAAGCGAAUUUCUGCCCAGUUGUACUCCUCUCUCCUACAAGGACCCCUGGUUUUGACGAGUAGAUCUAAGGACGAUUCAGUGAGCGACAGCUUCCAUUUGACUCAUGCCUUCACAUGUUUGGCUGAUGUGGCUUUCUUUCGCGCCGCAGAUAGGAUGAAUAUAUUCUGUCAGUCACUAUUUCUGCUUCGUCCGGGCGAACGAACGGAGGCUGAGGUAAACGGCAUGCUAAGGGAGCAACUCACUUUGAUUUGCGGUGAAAAAUCGUGGAUUCACGGACAUAUUCGCAUUGGAUUGGAUAAUCAAGGCAAUGUUAUGGGGGAUGACGUGCAAGCAAGAGCAAAUGCAUUGAGGCUAUGGGUCGAUGUCCCUUGGCCGUUGAAUAUUGUUUUAACAGAGAAGAAUCUUGGGGUCUAUCAACAGGUCUUCAAGUUUCUUCUUAUGUUGAAACAUGCGAAGUGGGCUUUGGACAGCGCCAGAUGGGCCCAAAGUGCAGCGACCCACAAGAUGGCCAUUUUGCGCUCGCGCUUCCUCUUCGUGAUAAACGGCCUCUACGCGUUCAUCGUGGACAACAUUGAGGCGGCUCACGUGAGGUUCAUGCGGGAGGUGACACAGCUCCAGGACGACUGCAGCCUGGACACUCUUAUGACCAGCUUCACACACUAUCUCACACGAAUCGUCCAAUUGUGUCUUCUAGAGGAUUGCGCAUCACAACAGAUCCUGAAUCAGGCGCUGAGAGGGCUCUUUGAACUGUGUUUGCAUUUUCAGUUGCCCGACGUUAUUGGAAGUCAUCUGGCUAGCGAGUUCUCGACUCGUGUUGCCUUUCUUCGAACAAUACUUUCGGAAGCCAUGCAGGACAGCGGUCGGAGGGAGAAAGCGACCCCGUUCUUGCAUGUUUUAGAGUUGGCGCAUCGAUUUAACACUGAUAUGCAAACUCGGCUGCAUUUUAACCGGUGA
Molecule: messenger RNA, 2319 nt
Organism: Echinococcus granulosus
Lineage: Eukaryota; Metazoa; Platyhelminthes; Cestoda; Cyclophyllidea; Taeniidae
Product: Gamma-tubulin complex component 5
Exons: 3
Coding region: 1-2319 (772 amino acids)
Biological process (GO): meiotic cell cycle; mitotic cell cycle; cytoplasmic microtubule organization
Cellular component (GO): equatorial microtubule organizing center; spindle pole; centrosome
Molecular function (GO): gamma-tubulin binding; microtubule minus-end binding
Source: RefSeq, a predicted model, not a curated record